Molecule: messenger RNA, 1964 nt
Organism: Cucurbita pepo subsp. pepo (vegetable marrow)
Lineage: Eukaryota; Viridiplantae; Streptophyta; Magnoliopsida; Cucurbitales; Cucurbitaceae
Product: protein disulfide-isomerase
Biological process (GO): protein folding; response to endoplasmic reticulum stress
Cellular component (GO): endoplasmic reticulum
Molecular function (GO): protein disulfide isomerase activity
Source: RefSeq, a predicted model, not a curated record
CGGUUCCCAUUAAAACCCCCUCUUCACGGACUGAACCCCUCUGCAUAUCGCUUACAGAGAGCUUCUUCCAGUGCCUUGACAAUGGCGUCUUCAUCUUUGAUUCGGUUCCUUGUGCUUGCUUCUGUUCUUUUCUCUGCUUCUUUCAUUGAGAUCUACGCGGACGAGGCCGAGGCGAAGGAAUCUGUUCUCACUUUGGACAAUUCCAACUUCUCCGAUGUUGUUUCCAAGCAUAACUUCAUCGUCGUUGAGUUCUACGCCCCUUGGUGUGGGCAUUGCCAGAAACUGGCACCAGAGUAUGAAAAAGCUGCGUCGAUUUUGAGCAGUCAUGACCCUCCAAUUGUCUUAGCCAAAAUUGAUGCAAAUGAAGAGUCAAACAGAGAGUUGGCAGGUCAAUUUGAAAUUAGGGGCUUCCCCACUAUUAAGAUACUCAGAAAUGGGGGCAAAUCAAGUCAAGACUAUAAGGGACCUCGCGAUGCAGAGGGGAUUGUUGACUACUUGAAGAAGCAAAGUGGGCCUGCAUCUGCUGAAAUCAAAUCCGCAGAGGAUGCUAGUAGUCUCAUUAAUAAUGUUUUCAUUGUUGGGAUCUUUCCAAAACUUUCUGGAGAAGAGUUCGAUAGUUACAUGGCUUUGGCUGAGAAGUUACGUUCUGACUAUAGCUUUGGUCACACUUUGGAUGCUAAGCUACUUCCACGUGGAGAAACAUCUGUAUCUGGUCCGGUCGUCAGGCUUUUCAAGCCAUUCGAUGAACAAUUUGUUGAUUUUAAGGACUUUGAUGCAGCUAAGUUGGAGAAGUUCAUUGAAGAAUCUAGUAUUCCCUUGGUAACGGUGUUUGAUAAUGAUCCUAACAAUCACGUCUACCUUUCCAAGUUCUUCAACAGUCCUAAUGAUAAGGCUAUGCUGUUUCUGAAUUACACCAGUGAGGUUGCUGAUUCUUUGAAAUCCAAGUACCGUGAAGUUGCUGAACAGUACAAAGGAGAGGGAAUAAGUUUCCUAAUUGGGGACAGUCAAUCCAGUCAAGCUGCCCUAAACUAUUUUGGACUUAAGGAAGAACAAGUGCCUGUCCUUCUUGUGCAAAAAAAUGAUAGGUUUAAGUAUGUGAAUUUCAAUGUGGAGGCUGAUCAGAUUGCCCCUUGGAUGAAGGAUUACAAGAAUGGCAAUGUGCCUCAAUUCGUUAAGUCGGAACCCAUUCCCGAGAGUAACAAUGAACCCGUGAAAGUGGUUGUUGCUGAUAGUCUCCAGGAUAUAGUCUUUAAAUCUGGAAAGAAUGUUUUACUGGAAUUUUAUUCUCCAUGGUGUGGACACUGCAAAAAACUUGCUCCAACUUUAGAGGAAGUGGCUGUCUCAUAUGAAAGCGAUCCUGAAAUCAUCAUUGCUAAGUUUGAUGCCACCGCGAACGACAUUGCAGAUGGCGAUUUCGAUAUCCAAGGUUACCCAACUGUGUAUUUCAGGUCAGCAAGUGGAAAGCUGGUGGAUUACAACGGUGAUAGAACCAAGGAAGACAUCAUAAAUUUCAUCGAGACAAACCGUGAUAGAAUCGCCGAGGUAGAUUCAAAGCCCAAGGAGGACACAGAGGCAGAUUCAAAACCCAAGGACUCAAAGCCUGAUUCAGAAGCCAAGGAUGAGCUCUAAAAAUGGAAGUCAGCUUUUUGGUUCAUGGAGCAGACAGACCUCGUCAAGAACAUGUGGGGUAGGUGGCUGGGCAUGUUAUGUCAGCUGCUGCUACUCCCAUGGAAGUUGACAGAGUAUCAGAGUCAGCACAGAGCAUGUGAUCUCCAAAUGUCUCUUUUCCCUUCUUUUUUUGUUAUGUUUUGAAAAUAAACAAUAAUAUGCGACGCAGGCUCUUUGCUUUUCAGUUAGCUUUUACUUACUAUUAUCCUACCCGUAGUUAGUGUAACGGUUAUGUGACAGCAAAAAUAUCUGAGUUAUGUUUAAUUCACAGGCCUAGUUUAGUGUUUUAAUUUCUA